This is a messenger RNA of Chrysemys picta bellii (western painted turtle), 966 nucleotides long. Lineage: Eukaryota; Metazoa; Chordata; Testudines; Emydidae. The record is from RefSeq and is a predicted model, not a curated record.
AUGGAAAGGGCCAACCAAAUCAUCAAGCAGUAUCUGCGAUGCUUCCUCAAUAAUCACCAGGACGAUUGGUCUUCACUUCUCCCUUACGAGGAGUUUGCAUACAACAACAUAGACUAUGCGUUUAUGGGUCAAAGUCCCGUUUUUGCCAACUAUGGAAGUAGUCAUGAUGAUGCAACACCAUGUACAAAUGAUGUCAAACAAUUUGCAUCCCUGUUUCUGCCACCUCUUUACUCCUUGGUUCUGAUAUUUGGCCUGGUGAGCAAUGUGCUAGUUGUGCUGAUCCUGAUAAAAUACAAGAAGUUGAGAAGCAUGACUGACAUCUAUCUGCUGAAUCUGGCAAAUUCCGAUUUACUCUUUAUUCUUUCCCUGCCAUUUUGGGCUUACUAUGCCCACGAGUGGGAUUUUGGAAAUGCAAUGUGUAAAAUUCUUUCAGGGGUGUAUUAUGCUGGCUUCUACAGUGGAGACUUUUACAAAAUACUUUUGACAAUAGACAGAUAUCUGGCAAUUGUCCAUACAAUGUUUACUAUAAAAGCUAGGACAGUUACCUAUGACAUCCUCACAAGUGUAGUCAUUUGGGGUGUUGCAAUAUUAGCCUCUCUUCCAGGUUUAAUAUUUUACACUGUUCAAAAGGAAGGUGUUUAUUGGACCUGCAGCUCUCAUAAUCCGUCAGGCCAUGAAAGAAAAUGGAAGCAAUUCCUGAUUUUAAAGAUGAACAUCCUGGGACUUGUCAUUCCACUGGUCAUUAUGAUCUUCUGCUAUGCCAAGAUUAUAAAGACAUUCCUGAGAUGUAGGAAGGCGAAAAAACAUAAGGCAGUCGGGCUUAUUUUUAUCAUAAUGAAGUGUUAUAGUGAAAUGUCUAUUUCAGUUAAACUGCGUUCUCUAUUUCCAUUUUUAUUGUGCUGUGAAUCCUUGUGCUAUGAUUAUUAUGCUUCUUUAGCUUUGCGUGUUCCUAAAAGUUGUUUAUAA